Messenger RNA from Prinia subflava (tawny-flanked prinia), 901 nucleotides. RefSeq names its product single-pass membrane protein with aspartate rich tail 1 (gene SMDT1). Gene Ontology annotation, biological process: calcium import into the mitochondrion; mitochondrial calcium ion homeostasis. Bases 28 to 450 code for a protein of 140 amino acids. The transcript is spliced from 3 exons. Gene Ontology annotation, cellular component: mitochondrial inner membrane; uniplex complex. The record is from RefSeq and is a predicted model, not a curated record. NCBI's taxonomy places the organism in Eukaryota, Metazoa, Chordata, Aves, Passeriformes, Cisticolidae.
CCUCCCUCCCGCCGAGGGCACCGAGAAAUGGCCCCAGGCCCCGUGGUCGCGGUGGCGCUCCGCGCAUGCACAGCGCCGAUCUCGCCGUCUCCCCACAAGCCUCGCGAGAUCUCAGGUGACGCCUGGGCUCGGCCGCGGCUCGCGGCAGACGGGAGGAUGGCAGCGGCAGCCGGGCGGCUCCUGGCGGUGACCAUGGCUCGCUCGGGGCGUGCGGGCUGGGGCGAGGUGGGCCGAGCCCCGGCCAUGCCACUAGUGCCCUCCCGGGGCGCCACCGUCACCCGCAGCGGCGCCAUUUUGCCCAAGCCGGUUAAGACGCCCUUCGGCCUCCUCAGAGUGUUCAGCGUCGUGAUCCCUUUCCUGUAUGUUGGUACUCAGAUCAGUAAGAACUUUGCAGCCUUACUUGAAGAACAUGAUAUUUUUGUCCCAGAGGAUGAUGAUGACGAUGAUUAAAGGGUGAACACUGGAACCCAUCAGAACCAACUGGUCGGUGUUACAACACUGAUCUCUGGAGUAGCUGGACCAUUCAGACUCAUUGCAGAAAGGGAGAAUGGAAGUAAUUCACCUUUAUCUGCACUAUGCUACACUUUCUUCCAUCUUCUGUGAUUCUAUUUAGCUUGCUCUUGUGUAAAAAUUUGAGUUUGGGUGUAUUUAAUUCUUUAUAGAACAAAUAAACUGUUUUAGAGAAGUUAUUGUAAAUCACGUAGAUUUAUAAUCAGUUUGGUGGAUGUAUUCCAGUUGAUAAGGGGUUUUCCAGCAUGCAUUAUGCAGCUAAAAGCUAAGACUUAAAAGAUUGCAAAGACUGCACUAGCCUGUUGGAAACUCCCUUUAUUUUAACCCCAUCUUAUAUUGUUUUUGGGAGGAAGAUACAGACUGCAGCUCAGUAUAUCUGUAACAGCUUGUU